AUGGUAGGGGAGGAGACGCUCGUUUCCCUCCUGCAGAGAUGUAGGAAACCCGCCCACCUCCGGCAGGUGGCGGCCCUGGCCGUCGCCGGCGGGCUCCGGCGGGACGGUCGCCUCGCCCCCAAGAUGGCCUCCACCUUCUUCGACCUCGGCCUGCCGGAGGACGCCCGCCGCUGGUUCGACUGUGUCGUCGACCCCGCCACCGUCCUCUGGAACAUCAUGUUCAAGGGGUACACUCAGAGGGACGCCCACAGGGAAACCCUAGCGCUGUUCGCCCGGAUGAGAGUUGGCGGCGCCGCUCCCAACCGGUACACCUUCACCUUCGUGCUCAAGUCCUGCGCGAAGCUCCCGGCGGCGAGGACGGGCACGGCGGUGCACGGCGUGGCAGUAAAGACCGGAUUCGAGGGGAAUCCCUUCGUGGGAACCCUGCUGAUCGACGUGUACUCUGCCGCGGCAGGAGGAGGCGACUGCGAGUCGGCGCGGAAGGUGUUCGAAGCCAUGCCGGAAAGGAACGUGGUUUCGUGGACGGCUAUCGUGUCGGCGCAUCUCGCCUCUGGCGACGUGGGCUCCGCGCGGCGGCUGUUCGACCGGGUGGCGGCGGGGGCGGACGUCGUCCUGUGGAACACGAUGGUGUCUGGGUACAUCUCCGCGGGGGACAUGGCUGCCGCGUGGGAGCUGUUCGAAAGAAUGCCCCACAGGGACCUCAUGGCCUGGAACACGCUCCUCCACGGUUUCGCCAUUGGCGGCGACCUUGAGGAGUGCGCGAAGCUCUUCCAAGCGAUGCCGAAGAGGAACGUCUUCUCCUGGAACGGGCUGAUGCGAGGUUAUCUCCGCCAUGAGCGAUUCUCCGAAGCUCUCUCCACAUUCACCCACAUGCUCCGGGCACGAGAGGUCUCCCCCAACGACGCGACGCUGGCGAUGGCCCUGUCGGCGUGCUCCAAAGCCGGCGCCCUCGACUUCGGCCGACGGAUCCACCUCUACGCCCAAAGCCACGGCUUCAUGGGCACCAACCACGUCGUCAAUGGAGUGAUCGACAUGUACGCCAAGUGCGGAAGCCUCCACAGUGCCUUGGAGGUGUUCGACAAAACGCCGAUUAGAGACCUAGUCACCUGGAACAUCGUCAUCGGUGCGCUGGCGGCGCAUGGGAGGGCAGCGGCGGCGCUGGGGCUCUUCGAAAAGAUGAAGGCGGAGAGGGUGGCCCCCGACGGGAUAACCUUCGUGGGUGUCCUCUCCGCCUGCUCCCACAUGGGCCUGGUCCAGAUCGGGCUCGCCUACUUCCGCUCCAUGGCGGAGGAUCACUCCAUCGCGCCGUGGAUGGAGCACUACGGCUGCGUGGUGGAUCUCUUGUGCCGCGCCGGGCUGCUGGCGGAGGCGCUGGAGCUGGUGGGGACAAUGCCGGUGGCAGCGGACUGCGUGAUCUGGAGCACGCUGCUAGGGGCCUGCCAGACCCGCGGCGCCGUCGAGCUCGCCGAGCUCGCCGUGGAAAAGUUGGCGGCGCUCCGGCCGGACGACGCCGCGAACUACGUCGCGCUAUCGAACGUGUACGGCGCCGCCGGCAGCUGGGGAGACUUCGCCAGAACGAAGAGGCAAAUGAAGGAGUGGAACACGGAGAAGUCUCCCGGCCGCAGUAUGAUCGAGAUCGAUCGCUGGGUUUUCGAGUUCUGCUCGUCGGACGGGAGGCACCCUCGAACCGAAGAGAUUUAUGGAGUCUUGCGGCAGCUGAAGCAGUUGACGCGGCCUGAUGAUGAUCUUAAUUGA
Molecule: messenger RNA, 1755 nt
Organism: Spirodela intermedia
Lineage: Eukaryota; Viridiplantae; Streptophyta; Magnoliopsida; Alismatales; Araceae
Source: the annotation of a GenBank genome assembly